UAUUGAUGCGGUUCGGUGUUGGCGCAGAAGAAAAAACAAGUCUUCGCCCAAAUGCUGGAGUAAUACUAUGGCAGGCUGCCUCCGGCUGGGCUUUGAAUCGCUGCUGCUGGAAUUAAGUGCCGCAUCUACAGUACCUACCUGUCGACAAAACUCUUCAGUGGAUUAAGAGUCGUCGUCCCCCCUUAUUGAUUGCCUAGAAAAGUUUUAACCGUUCAUGGGGGUCGCCUUUGGGGAUUAACACGGCUCUUAUGUAACACAAGUGUUGCACAUGACCGAGAGCGCACACGCGUAUUAUAAUGAAGAAGUGUUGAUCGUUGAAAGUGCACUCUAGGAUUAAGGAAUGGCAUCUACCGAAAGGCUGUACGAACUGUGGAUGCUCUAUUGCAAUAAGAAGGAUCCUGAUUACCUGAAGCUAUGGCUGGAGAUAUUUGUGAGCUCCUAUGAAAAAUGCUUGGAUGCGGAUUUUGAAAAACCACCAACAAGGCUGGAAGAGAUCCCUCCGGUGAUGUCCCUGCUUCCAGACAACAUUCUGCAGGUCAUGCGCCACCAGCUGCUCCAGUGUGUCCAGAAAGUGUCUGAUGGACUGGAAGAGGAGCAGCAGACACUGGCUCUCCUGUUGGUCAAGUUCCUCAUUGUCAUUUGCAGAAACCUCUCCAAUGUGGAAGAGAUUGGGACUUGUUCAUAUAUCAACCACAUCAUCACCAUGACAACGUUAUAUAUCCAACAGCUGAAGAGCAAGACCAAAGAAAAAGAGCUAGCAGACCAGACUCCAGCAGAGGAGUUUGUGCGCCAUGCCCUCGCGUUUUGUGAGAGCCUCUAUGACCCCUACUAUAACUGGAGGCACCGAAUGUCGGGGGUGCAGGUUAAUACGGUGGAGAAGAGCAGGCAGAAGUACAAAGCAGCUCCUCUGACUGUGGAAUUUAUCCCUUUCUUUUACCUCUGUCAUGGAGGCCAGUCAGCACCGUGGAGAAAAUAUAUUGCAUUUUCAUGAGACAGCAUUGCAUUUCAACAUUAUUAUUGUAGCUGUGUUGUUCUUAUUCUUAUUCUAUAAUUAAUAUUAACAAUAUUAGCAACAGAAUCUCAUC
Lepisosteus oculatus (spotted gar) is the source of this 1085-nucleotide messenger RNA. NCBI's taxonomy places the organism in Eukaryota, Metazoa, Chordata, Actinopteri, Semionotiformes, Lepisosteidae. The record is from RefSeq and is a predicted model, not a curated record.